GCGCGCGCGUUGUUGGGCGCUGUGGGGAGCGGGCGGCGCUGAGGGGAGGAAGGAGCCAAGAUGGUUCUGGAGAGCACCAUGGUGUGCGUGGACAACAGCGAGUACAUGCGGAACGGGGACUUCCUGCCGACGCGGCUGCAGGCGCAGCAGGACGCCGUCAACAUCGUGUGCCACUCCAAGACGCGCAGCAACCCCGAGAACAACGUGGGGCUCAUCACCCUGGCCAAUAACUGCGAGGUGCUGACCACGCUGACCCCGGACACCGGGCGCAUCCUGUCCAAGCUGCACACGGUGCAGCCCAAGGGCAAGAUCACCUUCGGCACCGGCAUCCGCGUGGCGCACCUGGCGCUGAAGCACCGGCAGGGCAAGAACCACAAGAUGAGAAUCAUCGCCUUCGUGGGCAGCCCCGUGCACGACAGCGACAAGGACCUGGUGAAGCUGGCCAAGCGCCUGAAGAAGGAGAAGGUCAACGUGGACAUCAUCAACUUCGGGGAGGAGGAGGCCAACACGGAGAAGCUGACGGCGUUCAUCACGGCGCUCAACGGCAAGGACGGCAGCGGCUCCCACCUGGUGACGGUGCCGCCGGGGCCCAGCCUGGCCGACGCCCUCAUCAGCUCCCCCAUCCUGGCGGGCGAGGGCGGCGCCAUGCUGGGGCUGGGCGCCUCCGACUUCGAGUUCGGCGUGGAUCCCAGCGCUGACCCCCGACUGGCUCUGGCCCUGCGCGUGUCCAUGGAGGAGCAGCGGCAGCGGCAGGAGGAGGAGGCGCGCAGGGCGGCCGCGGCCUCGGCGGCGGAGGCCGGCAUCGGAGCCACGGGCGGAGAUGAGUCGGACGAGGCCCUGCUCAAGAUGACCAUCGGGCAGCCGGACUUCGGCCGCGCGGGGCUGCCGGACCUGAGCUCCAUGAGCGAGGAGGAGCAGAUCGCCUACGCCAUGCAGAUGUCCCUGCAGGGCGCCGAGUUUGCCCAGGCCGAGGCGGCCGAGGUGGACAGCGGGGCGGCCAUGGACACCUCCGAGCCCGCCAAGGAGGAGGACGACUACGACGUGAUGCAGGACCCCGAGUUCCUGCAGAGCGUGCUGGAGAACCUGCCCGGCGUGGACCCCAACAACGAGGCCAUCCGCAACGCCAUGGGCUCGCUGGCCUCGCAGGCGCACCGCGAGCAGGGCCGCGAGCAGCGGGAGCAGCACCGCGAGCACCGCGGGGACAGGAAGGACGAGGAGAAGAAAUGA
Melozone crissalis (California towhee) is the source of this 1227-nucleotide messenger RNA. RefSeq names its product proteasome 26S subunit ubiquitin receptor, non-ATPase 4 (gene PSMD4). The record is from RefSeq and is a predicted model, not a curated record. Gene Ontology annotation, molecular function: polyubiquitin modification-dependent protein binding. NCBI's taxonomy places the organism in Eukaryota, Metazoa, Chordata, Aves, Passeriformes, Passerellidae. Gene Ontology annotation, cellular component: nucleus; cytosol; proteasome regulatory particle, base subcomplex. Gene Ontology annotation, biological process: proteasome-mediated ubiquitin-dependent protein catabolic process.